AUAUAAACGAAAUUGACUUAUUUACAUGGAAACCUUAAUUGCCUUAUACAAUUGGAAAUAAUUUGCAUGCAACAUCGUCGUUAAGUAACCGUUAAAAUUUCGCGAAAUAUUUAUACAUCAACAACGUGAAAUGAAGGAGAAUGCAAAAUAAAAGUUGAUAUAAAUUCGCAACGGUACAUUGAAGAAUCGACACGACACUAUUCAUUUAUAAUUAUUUCGAUAUCUUUUCCUUCUUUUUAGGUUGUUGAUGAAGUUGUUGUUUGAAUGCAGGAAUUCCUAGAUUCGCAGCUUACUGUAUACGACGCCUACUCGAACACACGCACACACGAAAUGAACCCGGUUUACAGUUAGCAUUGGCCAAUCUCGAUUUUUCGAAGACACCGACGAAACCAGUCUUCUUCGAGCGCUCCCUGACCGCACAUCAAACAACAGCAACAAUAAGAUGACGAUGAUGAUGUUCACGGCUGUGGUGUGCGUAUUGCUUGCGACCGCAAUUCCUUUGACGCAAUCUGCAGUGGUUUUCAGCAACGAGGUGGUGAGUCCUGCUACGACGUACAUGGGGGUUGCUAGGACGCCGUUCGUGGAUGCCCUGCGACGUCGCUGUCCGCUGUGCGAUUCCUCCGUCUAUCCGUACUGCAGCGAGAAGCUGUUCCACGACUCGUGCUGCUGCCACAACCCCAACAAUGCCUACGAUCGCCUUCCUUACGAGUGCCAGUACGCAGACUGUUCAUUCCUGCACGCCAACAGCUGCCAGGAACAUAAGCUCAUCUCGGCCUGUUGCUGCACCAAUCUUUACCUGCACAAAAAAUGAUCAUCAUAAAUAUGUUUAA
Molecule: messenger RNA, 830 nt
Organism: Nicrophorus vespilloides
Lineage: Eukaryota; Metazoa; Arthropoda; Insecta; Coleoptera; Silphidae
Exons: 3
Coding region: 443-811 (122 amino acids)
Source: RefSeq, a predicted model, not a curated record